GAGUAGAUGUUGAAAGUAAUGGUGUCCCUUUAAGGCGCUGUAGCCUAAAGUUGCGCUGAAUGGUCCCACCUGAAGAUGAGACAAGGCAGAAUGGAUAAAAGACUGGCAGAAGCACCUAUGGCUGUCUGAGGAGUGGAUGUAGAACAGCCUAGCUGAAACCAAGCACAUGGGGAAUGGUGAAAGUAAAAAAUUGGACUAUUCAAGCUGCGAAUGGAGGAAUGUCACUAAGGUUUCUUUGGGAGACCUUCUGAAAUGUUGUGACCAGCCAAUAAGUGAGGAGCAGGCCUGGGCCCUUUGCUUUCAGUGUUGCCAUAAAAUGAAGCAGUUGGCUCAAGGCCCCCACCCUGUGGUGAUUAAAGGUCUGGGAAGCAUCCUUAUCCAUUCUGAUGGUGCUGUUUCCUUCAUGGUGCAUCCUAAGUCUGAUCUUAACAAGACACAACAACUGGAGGAGCAGCUGACAGAGCGUCUGGGAAUGGUGAUCUAUAAAGCCCUGGACUGGGGGAUUGACAACCAUCUGGAGCGAGAGCUGAGUGAACCACUGGAGAAGCUGAUCUCCCUCCUCCUGAAAUUAGACACUGAGGCAACAAAACCAGCCAUCACUUUCCAGGAUGUCCUCAAGAUCUGUGAGGAGCAUUUGCCCAGGCCCUCUGAGGCUGCCAGCUAUUACAGAACAGUCUGCAGGGUUCUCUUUGCUGAGUACGAAGAUCUUCAGAAACUAAUGCUCACCCUACAGAGCUCCAAAGAGAGUCUAAGAAGAAUGGAUGUGGAGGACUUGCUGGAAAAUGACACUCAGAGGGAGAAGGAUAAUUACUGGGCUAGCUUGUGGCACGAUGUCAUCAGGGAACUGCAAAAUGGUGUGAGGCUGCGCAAGGCCAUGGAGCAACCCCAACGUACUGUUCCUCCCAAGGAAUAUGCCCGCUCUCCCUAUGAGCUCUUGGCAGAGGACAUCCGACGCAAGAGGUACACCCUCCGCAAGGUGAAGAUCAACAGUGAGCAAAACUGCAAGAGCUCUGAAGGCAACACAGUCGCUUCACAGCUCCCUUUAAAGCCAGUAAGUGACUUGUUUAGUUGUGAUGGCAUGAACAGAAGGAUCCCUGAACUGGCUGAAGCAAUACUGACCUAUCCCAUUCUCAAGUCCGGCAAGGCCUCAGAGAGGAAGCUAAAAGAGAACUCCCCCAAAGCGCCCAGUCUGCACGACCUGCUCAUGAUGGAAAUAAAACAGCCACAGACGCUUCGGCCAUCUUCCACAGAGAAAAAUGGGAGCAGGCACAAAGAUACCUUUGUGAUGCCAAUGUUUUCCUUGAAUUCCCCGUGUGGCAAUGGCUUAUCUGUCCAAAAUGCCAGUACAGGACUUACAAUUCACAAAGUUCAAAAACAGCUGCUGAUCCCUGACUUGCUGGUCCCAGAAUUUCAGGAAGCAGACGGGGCAUUGAAAUACAACUUGGGAGUUAUCUCGCACAGAUCUGUACUGACAUCCAGCAGCACAGAUUGCUCUGCAGACUGCACAUUUACCCCCAAGAGCAUGCCCGUGCGAGGAGACUGCAAAACAAGCAGCUUUCUGAAUCUAAAUCAGCGACAGCCUUUCUGCCGAGGGAGGUCCAAGUCUUUAAGGAGUGCCCUUCAAAUCAAGGAAGAUGACUACCCCUCUCCUACAAGGUGGCCAUCACCAACCAUUGCUGAACUGAUUGGAACCAGAUAUGCUGUGAUGUCUGAAAUGGAGGGAUCCCGCCAAAGAGAUGGCUGUGCAAUAUCUUCACGAGCCAGGGUCUGUUUCCAUUGCCAUAAGCAGAUGGUCUUUCUGUGGCCUUACAGAUGUCAUCUCUGUAGCAGUGUCAUCUGCUGUGAUUGCUGCAUCAAGAUGUCCAUGCCCUACAGACCAUGUGUGCAUCUUCCACUUAACUUAAUAAAAGCACUGAGACUCUCCAAGGAGGAGGAGGACUCAGCUACCCAAGACCAGAAAUCCUCACAGUUGUUGUUUGAAGUAGAACAUUGGGAUUGUUCUCGAGUACCACUGGUGUUUGAACCCUAUUGCCUAGCACAGCCUCUUGCCUCCCAGAAAGAGACCAUGAUGGACUGGCCCUCUAUGGACAUCUGUACCACAUGUGAGCAGUACCUGUUGCAUGUCCUUUCCAGCCAGCAGCAAUGCAUCCCUCCCAGGAAAAGAUCCAGGUCAUGGACUGAACUGGAAUGACUCCUCUCUCCAAAUGUGUCUCCUGUCCUAUUGAUUCCUUUAUAUGUUUGUGUUUUUGCACCUGAAGUAAGAGUGCAAAAAUAACAGCUGUAUGUAUAUAUUAACAUAAAGGCCUGAAUAAAAGACCCCCUGCUGGAUACUCUUGGCUAGCCAGAAGACACAGCUGUUGUUUACUUAUAGUGAAAUCGUGUAAAACAUUGUGGCUCUUGGCAAUCUGCUUUUAAUUACUUUUUUAUAAAUUAAAUAAUAAAUAUUGAAGCACUGUCACGCCUCUAGCAUUUCAUCCUUCACCGCACUUGCUGUCACCCAUAAAGACAAUGAAAAUCUAAUAGUCACUGCCAAAGGGCAAUCCCCACCAUCUACAUCAUGAAAUGGCACAGUAAGUGGGUGGGAGUGCUCACCCCAAAGCUCUGUUGCUUAGCAGGGGGAAAAUGGGGCUUCCCAUCACGUGAUCACAGCAUCAAACCCCUCAUGCUCACUCUGCCCUCACCUCUCCCCCAAUGAUUGGCUCAUUUAACAUCACUAGAAAUUAACUGCAGAUAUAGAACAGGGUUCUAGCCACGGCUAGCAGACAGACUGGUAAGCAAGUCUGUCUUUGGUGCUUCCAGCUCUUCUGGAGGCUGUCAGUACUGUGCCAGCAGAGCUGCUCCCUCCUAGUUCUCAGUAACUGGCAACCUUCCAUCACCACCUGCAGUACUUGCCCGCAGCCUGGUACUUUGA
Mauremys mutica (yellowpond turtle) is the source of this 2911-nucleotide messenger RNA. RefSeq names its product protein spire homolog 1-like. Bases 167 to 2191 code for a protein of 674 amino acids. The record is from RefSeq and is a predicted model, not a curated record. Gene Ontology annotation, molecular function: actin binding. Lineage: Eukaryota; Metazoa; Chordata; Testudines; Geoemydidae. Gene Ontology annotation, biological process: actin filament network formation; cleavage furrow formation; establishment of meiotic spindle localization. The transcript is spliced from 16 exons. Gene Ontology annotation, cellular component: cell cortex; cytoplasmic vesicle membrane.